Molecule: messenger RNA, 1983 nt
Organism: Iphiclides podalirius (scarce swallowtail)
Lineage: Eukaryota; Metazoa; Arthropoda; Insecta; Lepidoptera; Papilionidae
Source: the annotation of a GenBank genome assembly
AUGGCACCGAACUUUAGUAAAAUUACUUCGAGGACAGAUGUGAAAAUUGCAAUAGCUGCUACUGCUGCAAUAAGUGCAUGGUAUAUAAAAAAUUCCAUAGAGUCAAGUAAACCUAAACAUGCAAGACCUGGUUACAUUUCUCCUGAAGAAAGAGUGCAGUACAUGAUAAAAGACAAAGACAAAAAGAGCCCAAAAGCACAAGUGGAUGCAAGAUUCUUUGCAGAAUUGAUAGCAUUAUGGAAGAUAAUGGUUCCUGGACUGUGGUCAAAAGAGAGUGGAUUUAUGAUGUUAAUUGCAUUGUCUCUAGUAUCCCGGACAAUGUGUGAUUUGUGGUUAAUCCAGCACACAACAUUAGUAGAAGGGUCCAUCAUCGCAAUGAAUCAAAAGGAGUUCAGGCGGCUGCUGAUUCAGUUUUUUCUAGCUAUGCCAUUGAUAUCGGUGGUCAACAACGUUCUGAAAUGGAGCAUAGGCGAAGUGAAAUUGAGGCUAAGGACGAACCUCUCCCUUCAUCUUUACCAGAAGUAUCUGAAGGGCUUCACGUACUACCAAGUGACCAACCUCGACAACAGGAUAUCGAACGCCGACCAGCUACUCACCACGGACAUAGACAAGUUCUGCGACACCGUGAUCGACCUCUACAGCAACAUCAGCAAACCUCUGCUCGACAUUAGUCUGUACUUGUACAGGCUAACGGUCAACCUGGGACCUUCGACUCCCGGUAUAAUGAUGGCGUAUCUUUUCGUGUCGGGCAUGUUUUUGACCUACCUGAGGAGACCAACCGCCCGCAUGACGGUGCAGGAGCAAAAACUGGAGGGAGAAUUCAGAUACGUGAAUUCGAGGCUCAUCACUAACUCGGAAGAGAUCGCUUUCUACCAGGGCAACCAUCGCGAGCAGCUGACCAUCCUAGCCAGCUUCUACAAGCUGACGCGCCACCUGCGCAACUUCCUCAACUUCCGCGUCUGCAUGGGCUUCAUUGACAACAUCAUCGCCAAGUACAUUGCUAUAACGGUCGGUUUCUACGCCGUGUCGCGACCGUUCUUCGUCAAGGACCAUAACCUGCUCGCAAACAGCACGGAGAAUGAGCGAUUUAAGCACUACUACACAUACGGGCGGAUGCUGGUGAAAAUGGCGGAGGGCAUCGGGCGGCUGGUGCUCUCCGGGCGCGAGCUGAGCAAGCUAGCCGGCCUCACCGCCAGGGUCACGCAGCUGAGGCGCGUGCUGGACGAGGUCAACGGCGGCCGCUACCAGCGCACCAUGCUGGACCCAGGCCCAGAGAGCGCCCUGGCCCCUGGCGCCGGCAGGAUAGUGUACCAGGACAAGGUGAUCCGCUUCGACAAGGUGCCGCUGGUGACGCCCAACGGGGACGUCCUCAUCAAGGAGCUCACCUUCGAAGUCAAGUCGGGCACGAACGUGCUGGUGUGCGGGCCGAACGGGUGCGGCAAGUCGUCCAUGUUCCGGAUGCUCGGCGAGCUGUGGCCCAUCUUCGGCGGGCAGCUCACCAAGCCGCCCAAGGGCAAGCUGUUCUACGUGCCGCAGCGGCCCUACAUGACCCUGGGCACCUUCAGGGACCAGGUGAUCUACCCGCAAACCCGCGAGGAGAUGGUCCGUCGCGGGCGCACCGACGCGGAGCUGGCGCGGUUCCUGGAGAUAGUGCAGCUCUCGUACCUCGCCAACCGCGAGGACGGUUGGGACGCCAUCGAGGACUGGAUGGACGUCCUCUCCGGCGGGGAGAAGCAGCGGAUAGCGAUGGCGCGGCUGUUCUACCACGAGCCGCAGUUCGCGAUCCUGGACGAGUGCACCAGCGCCGUGUCGGUGGACGUGGAGGGGGACAUGUACCAGUACUGCCGCCAGAUGGGCAUAUCGUUGUUCACGGUGUCGCACCGCAAAUCGCUGUGGAAGCAUCACGACCACUACUUGCAGAUGGACGGCCGAGGGGGCUACGUAUUCGGGAAAAUCGACGGUGAAACCCAGGAGUUUGGUUCG